UAUAUGUUGUUGAGAUUGUAAUUUGAAUUUCAGAGAUGAGCAAGUACGAAGAUUAUAACAACGUGUCACGUAACUAUGACAACCAGCGGUUUGCUAUGGGCUCGGAUGUCAUGGCGGCCAUGAUGCAGUUACACUGUGGAAAACCCUUGAAAGAUAUACACGUCCUUGAUGCAGGCUGUGGAACCGGAAAUUACGCAAAGGCUUUAAUCGAAUAUGGCGUCGGACACGUGACAUUGUUAGACGCUUCGCCAGGCAUGCUAGAAAAGGCAAAGGUCAAACUUGCUGACUCUAUUGAAUCGGGAAGAGUAAAAGAAGUGGUUGAAGCAACAAUGCCGCCAAUUCCGUUCCCAGACGACAGUUUUGAUGCCGUAAUGUUUAAUUUGGUCUUGCACCAUCUUGACACAACCGGAAGUGGCAGUUUCUCUGCAGCGACUCAAUCAUUAAAGGAAUCCGUACGCGUACUCCGUCCUGGAGGCAUCGUGAUACUUUCUACAGUCUUGCCUUCUGUUAUCUCACACGCUGUCUGGUAUGCUCAGAUCAAUCUGGCGUUGACAGAGCGCUUUAAUAAGAUUAUGCCAACUAUGGAACAGUUUGAUGACAUGUUCGAAUCCAGUCAUCUGAGUUGCAAACAAAAAUUGAAUAUUCUUGGAGCCGAUCUUGUUAAGGAUUACUAUAACUUUGAAGGUCCUUUAGACCAGGCUUGGCGCGAUGCGGUGUCAUACUGGAAUUUUGCUACUCCAGAUGAGUUAAAUGAUGUCAAACGAAAGGUGCGUGACUUAAAGCAAUCCGGAGAGCUUGAACAGUGGUGUAAACAGCAUGAUAACGUGACUACCUCUGGAUUUCUGACGUUCCUGUUUUGCCAGCCAAAAUAGAAUUAUUUCACGGACAAUUAAUUCAGAUAAAACAACAUUAUCACAGUAUUAUCUAAUUAAAAACUUCAGUAUUUUGAGUAUUUUCAUAAACACAAUUUUACUUGGGGCUAUGUUCAUCGAACGUCGCUCUCUCGUUGAUUGGCUGAUUGUUCCUGGUCAUAUUUGUAACUAAAACUGAUUCAUUAAAAUAAUCGGAAAACCGUU
Messenger RNA from Ruditapes philippinarum (Manila clam), 1076 nucleotides. RefSeq lists its product as uncharacterized. The record is from RefSeq and is a predicted model, not a curated record. Gene Ontology annotation, molecular function: S-adenosylmethionine-dependent methyltransferase activity. NCBI's taxonomy places the organism in Eukaryota, Metazoa, Mollusca, Bivalvia, Venerida, Veneridae. Bases 36 to 872 code for a protein of 278 amino acids. The transcript is spliced from 3 exons.